Molecule: messenger RNA, 4475 nt
Organism: Sciurus carolinensis (gray squirrel)
Lineage: Eukaryota; Metazoa; Chordata; Mammalia; Rodentia; Sciuridae
Gene: Gng12
Product: G protein subunit gamma 12
Exons: 4
Coding region: 178-396 (72 amino acids)
Biological process (GO): G protein-coupled receptor signaling pathway
Cellular component (GO): heterotrimeric G-protein complex
Molecular function (GO): G-protein beta-subunit binding
Source: RefSeq, a predicted model, not a curated record
GAGCGGGAGGAGGAGAGGUCGCAGCCGUCUCCAGGAGCCCUUAGAGACCGAGUCCCCGGCGGCGGCGGCGGCGGCGGGGCCAGCGCACCGGCAGGCGAAUUCAUCCUACCAUUGAAAACCUGAAAACGUUGGACCACACAAGGUCUUACUGAUUUCAGGGAAAAACAACCAUUGAAGAUGUCCAGCAAAACAGCAAGCACCAACAACAUAGCCCAGGCGAGGAGAACUGUGCAGCAGCUGAGACUAGAAGCCUCCAUCGAAAGGAUAAAGGUCUCAAAGGCAUCAGCAGACCUCAUGUCCUACUGUGAGGAGCACGCCAGGAGUGACCCUUUGCUGACAGGCAUACCGACUUCAGAAAACCCUUUCAAGGAUAAAAAAACCUGCAUCAUCUUAUAGUGGAAGAGUGGGACCAUUCCUUGCCUCUUCCCAACAAAGCAAAUCCUGAGCAGCUCCUUGAAGAGAUUUGCCUCCAGCUUAUUUGGUAACCACUGCUAAUAACUAAAAUGCUCUUCUCUUGGAAUAAUAGACUCUAAAGUCUUUAUUUUCCAAGUUGCCCUUUCUUUAAAAUGCCCUUUACUGAUUUAAUACAGAAUAACAAUCUUGUUUUCCAUUUGGUAACUAUGGUAUUACUUUGGGUUGCUGUUUAAGGAGAGUUGGCCUGGGCCUUCUUAAAAACACAAUUAUAUAUUUCAUAUAUACAGUUGAUUCAGAUAUGUCAAGACCUAAAUUGCCUGAGCACCUGUCAAAUUAAAAUGCCAAGAAUAACUUCAGUCCUGAAACCUUUAUAUCAUAUUCUAUCCUUAAUAAGGUUUGUGCCAACCUGUAUAGUGUACAAGGGAGAGGGGUGUAUUUUGUAUAUGUAUGUCUUUGUAUGUACACAUAUCAAAGCUUUUUUCCUCAUCAAAACUCCCCUCUCUAUGUAACAUCGUUCCUCAACUCCAGAAGUUGUAUUUAUCUUCAGCUGUGUAGGUAGAAUAAAAAUUAUUUUCAUAUAGUUAUUGUGCAAAAAAAUAAAGAAAGAGCAUCCUAAAGAUUAUAUUCAUUGUGAUCAGGUGAUACAUCAUCUCUCCUCUCUUGAAAUCUUGCUGGACCUCUUAGGUGAUAAUGAACCAUGCCAAUUAAAAACUGAAACUGAACUGAAAGCCCUUUGAUAAGGUAUUCAUUCAUAGGGAUCCUUUUGGGCUUCAGCCAUCUUGAGUCUAAAAAAGGGGAGGGAACCCUUAGUAGCUGUGCUCUCCCAGUUCCUGAUUGCUGCUGGGUUAGGGCUAGCCACCUCUGAAAUUUCUGCCCUGGUGAUUAGAAUAAGACAGUGAAUAGUGAGCCUGGCCAAGGGGAACAAACAUGUAUGAAAACCAACUGCUCUUCUCAGCCCAGAUUUCCAGUUUUCCCCCCUCUUCUCUAUUCACCUUCCCUGAAUCUUCCCUCUGCUGCUCGAUUAUUUGUUUUUAGAGGUGACAGUCCCCUCCCAGCCUCACAAGGAUGGGACAUGAUGGGAAAGAAACAGACUUAAAACGUUAAGGUAUCAAGACACCUAUGCUCUCCCCAGAUGUCUGCAGUUUCAAUUCUGCUUGUCCAUAGACCCUCCAAGGGGGACUACAAGCCUCCCAGGAGGGGCUUGGGCUCAGCGGUACACUCCUUGGACCCUAGGGUCCCAGCAGCUGCACAUGGAGUUCCUCAGCCUUCCUCUGGACAAGAAGAUAGCCCUAUGUCCUCAAGAUGUCCAGUGGGAAAGCCAGAGGCAUGCAUCUCCUCUGGCCAAAGAGGAAUCUUGACUUUCUCAAAGAGGAAGGGAGGGUCCUUUUUAAAUGCUUAUUUAGGGGCCCAUACCAUACUGAGGAUUUGAUACUUUAAUCCACCUUCAGCUCAUUAAAAAUAACUACUGGGCUGGGGAUAUAGCUCAGUUGGUAGAGUGCUUUCCUGGAAAGCACAAGGCCCUGGGUUCAGUCCCCAGCACCAAGAAAAGAAAAAAAGUAACUACUAAGGAAAGGUUAAAAACUUAAUCACAAAGGAUUCAACCCUGAGAAAGAAUUAUUUACAGUGAUUUUCUUACCUGUGUACAAUCUGCCCUGAAAAGCAAAACCCUUUUAAAAUCCAACGUCCUGGGCUUGAGCGUCAUGCUCAUUGGUGGUGAGCAAAUACAGUCCUGUUUUUAAAUGGCUUGAACAGUCAGUAUUUCUCCCAGUCACCUGUCUAGUCAGCACUGUGAACUGACCCUGUGAAAGUCACAGCACUGCCCUCAACCUUUUGUCACCUACUGCUUGGUUCUGCAAAACACUCAGUCCCAAGUGAAUUACAAGCUUCUGCAUAGGAGAGAAAGUGUUUACCUUUCAAAAGGUGAAAUUGGAAAUAUACACUAAAGAGACAACUUUACAUUUAAUGCUUCACUUAAUGAGACAUUCUUUUUUUAUAAGCAUUUUUUCUACUGACAGUUUCAGAAUACUGAUUAUUUUCACUCUGAUUUUUAACAUGUUUCUUUAAAUAUUUAUAGCACAACUUACUACAGAAUCUUUUCAUGAAAUCAUUCUUACUAUACCAUCUUGUGCACAUUACCAGUAGCAAGCGUACUUUAUUCUUUAGCACUAAAACAUAGUCUUUUGCCUAAUAGAAAACAAGCAGGUUUUGCUAUGUAUUUGUUAAUAAGCUUGUUGUAAUAAGAAAUGGGCUUGAGGUUCCAGGAGAUUUCAUUUUAUUUUUACUGGUCAGAUGGAAUAAAGUCUGUAAGUAUAAAUGUCAGGUAAUUUCCUAACCAGGUGUAGGGCAUGUUCAUUAAAAAAUGAAAUCAAAUUGUCCACAUUUUCCAAGAGGGGAAAAAUUGUAGCCACAUGUUGAUUUCUUAUAACUAGAUACUAUGUGAGGAAAAUAUAAUAUAUGUAUACAUAUAUAUGAUAUGCAGAAGUCACUUUUAUUUAUCUGGUCUGUUCUACUUGUGAAGUCACAGUUAAACUGUCUGCAGCAGUUGGUUUGUGAUAAUGGUAAGUGCCAAUUUGUGUUAUUUUUUUUCUGCUACCACUAUAAUGACACACUUAAAUAUAUACAGGCAGCUUCUUGGCUUCAUUCCCAUUGAACUAUUUAAAAAACACUCAAUAUAUCUUGUCUUUAAUGCUGCUUCUGUUAACAGUGAUCUCGUUCCUUUUUCAUUCCUAUAUUUUCAUUAGUUCAUCAUAAAUUUGUCCAGUUGAGGUCUCAUCACCACGGCAAGAUGGGGUAGGCCAAACACAUGACUCCAAAGUAUUUUACAAAAACACUUUUUUUUUUAAAUAGGGAAAAUACUUUAUAUACAAGGUGGUUCACAUGGGUUGUAGAUAAAUACUUUUUUUUCCUUUUCUAAAAAAAAAAAAAAAAUCAGGUUUUUAAAUUCUUUACCUUAUUAAAGUGAAAAGUACCUUACUUACUUUUUAAAGGAAAGGCCUGUUUUGUGGUCUCCAUGUUUGGACUGUGUGUCUACUUUACUAAUCUUUAAAUUAUCAGGAAAAAAAAAAAAAAAAAAACUUUGUACCAAUGAUUUGGUAAUUUUGAGGCUUAGAUUAAUUUCCAUAGUAGAAGAUGUGACAAUUUUCUCUUCAGAUUCUGUCUUUUCAACCAAUUUAUAACUAAGGUAGUAACAUCUGACUGAUCCCUCUGAGUUUUAUUUAAGAUAUAUACAGGUCCAAGAAGUGAAUAACAACAGUACAUUGCAGGCAUUUCUUGAUGAAAUCAAUGUAAUACCAGAGUAUACUAUGAAUUGUAUUGAUCUAUUUCAUGAUAAUAGAUCAGUAGGAAAAGAUACAUCAAAUCAAAUCAAAUAGUUAUGUAAAUAUAUUAAAAUAGAGCACUGACCUAAAAUCAGUGGCCUGAUAUUUAACCUUCAAUCAUUUUCUAGCCUAUCCUGUUAUCAUCUUACUUUGGACAAGGCUCUUCAUCUCUCUGGGCCUCCAUUUUCCCAUUUGUAAAAUAAGGGGCUGGCAGCAGAUGGCCCCCGAGAUCCCUUCCUGUCCCAGAUGCCUUGUUCAAUACCACUGCCCCUCUGCUGGUCCUGCCAACGUGUUGGUGCUACAAGCUACUUCAAAUAGAAACGGUUUGUCUAUAACGUGUGCUCCCUUGAUAGCUUAUGAAAGGCCUUUUUGUUAUACAGUGCUUUUUUCCUAAUUUUACAGACUUGGUUACUGUAAUGAUGUUUUUAGCCAUGUAACUACAAACACUUACUUUCUUGAUAUCUGGGUAAAUUUGCAUUUGAUAUAUUGUUGGUGAGAUUUUGUUGUUUUGUAACAUUCUUUGGCUACUCAUCUGUCCAGCAUCUUAUUAACCUUAACACUGUGAUCAUUGUUUAAAAUAUGUUCUAUGGAAAGAAUAAAAGCAUUUACUUCACAGCUAGCAUGUUCACAGAUUUGAAAGAAAGUGUAUUAAAAGCACUGUUGCUUUUGUUACUGAGUCAGUGCCUCGUAUCGUUUUGCCCAUGUUGCUCAAUAAAUUAAUAAAAGACCAUUUCUCUUCAUUCA